CGCCAUUGGCGGGCGGUUUGAAUGGCGGAAGUGACGAGAGCCGGACGAUGGCCGCCCCCUAGAUACUCAAACGGCUACUGGGAGGCUGAGUGGGGUGAGCUGUCGGAUCUCGUUUCCUGCGGGCUGCAGACCGAAGACUCCCGCUAUUCAGAUCUUAUAUAUUUAAAAUACACAGAAAUGAAGAGAAAAGUAGUGAAUGCUAGCAAGCUGAGAUUGAGUCCUAAUGAGGAAGCUUGCAUUUUGAAAGAAGAUUAUGAAAGAAGACGAAAACUAAGAUUGCUACAGGUUCGAGAACAGGAAAGGGACAUCGCCUUACAGAUCAGAGAAGACAUCAAGCAGAGAAGAAAUGAACAGUUUACUCGCUUGGCAGAGGAGCUGAGGGCACAAUGGGAAGAAGCCCAAUCUCAGAAAAUACAGAACUUGGAAAAACUGUACUUGGCAAGUUUAAGAGAGAUGGGAAAGGGACAUCGGCAAGCCAAAGAAAAUCAGCCAGAUUUGGAUGCUGUGGCACGGCGAGCAGCAGAAAGGAAGAAAAAAGCAGAAGUGAGACAUAGAGAGGCCCUGAAAUUACAGAAAAAUCAAAAAGAAAUGUCUCUGAAAGAGAAAACCUGGUAUAUAAACGCUCGAAAAGAAGCAUUGCUUGUGGAAAAAGAGAGAUCUGCCAAGAUUACAAGCCUGCCAAUUCCUCCUCCAGCUCCUUUUGAGAACAUAGAAAUAAAAAAGAUUUCUUCGGUGAAAACCAAUAGUUCUACCUACCAUCAUAUGUCCACAUUUGUGAAUAGACAGAUGGAUGCAUCGGAGCCAGAUGCUCGUUUGGCUGCUGAAAAAGAAGCUACCCGGUUGGAAGAGCUACAGAGGCAAGCUGCACAAGAGAGAACAGAGCAGUUUGAGAAGGCAUAUGCUCGGGGUUUCCAAGCAAUGCAGAAGAUCCAUUUGGCCCACAAUCAGGAGAACGUAAUGAGAGAGCUGAAGCAGCGUCAGCAAGAAGACCUGGCACGCAGGCGGCAGACUGUAGCACAGAUGCCACCACAGCUAGUGGAGCUCCCGUACAGACGAAGUGAAAUGAAGGAAGACUGGCAGAGAGAGCUGGAAUUCGCCUUUGAAGACAUGUACAAUGCAGACAGGAAGGUGAAAGGAAACCUGAUUUUGCACCUUGAGCCAGAGCCUUUGCCCACCAUGAGUGACCAGAUUCAGGAUGAAGAAUUGGACCUUUCGGUAGAACAGAAAGAUAUGGAUGAACUUGAGAACCUUCAAAUGACGGAUGCUGCAGUCGUAGGUCCUCAUGAAACAAAUGUGAAGACUCAACAAAUUCCUUCAAAAAUUCUUUUUAAAAAAUUACUAAAUAAAAUUCGAAGCCAAAAAUCCCUGUGGACAAUUAAAUCCAUAUCUGAAGAUGAAUGUGAAAUGACUACAACUGUUAGUGAAUCUGAGCGCAAAACAGCAGCAGUUGAAGCAGGAGCAGUUGAUGUCAUCCAAAGUGAUGUGCUGACAAUUGAGUCUGGACCACUUUCUAGUGAAGAUAAAUCACUUCCAUGCCAUACAGACACUGAAAAAGAACAAGAAGUAGAUGAGACUCUACCUGGCACAGCUGUCGCUCAGAGCUCAAUUCUACUUCAUCCUCAAGAAGAAGCAGUCAGAGUUAGAACAUCAGCAAAGCAGAAACAGAUAAUGGAAAUAGAAAUUCAAAAGCAAAAGCAGUUGGAGUUACUGGCACAAAUUGAACAACAAAAGUUAAGAUUGGAAACCGAUUGUUUCCGGGCUCAGCUGGAAGAAGACAGAAGAAAAAGGACUCUGCAGCCUGAGGUCGGUACUGAUUCUUCAUCAAGCACUGUCAUUUCUGAUGAAGAUGACCAUAGGCAGAUGAUUCGUAACUAUCAACAGCAACUCUUACACCAAAACAGGUUACACAGACAAUCUGUUGAAACUGCCAGGAAACGGUUACUAGAGUAUCAGACUAUAUUAAAAGAGAAGUACCCUUCGUCAGCCACAACAUCAUUGGUGUCUGAUUCUGUUGUAUCAGAACAUUGGCAUCAGAGUCGGGGUCUAAAUUCAUGUCCCUACAAGUCCAAGCCUGUGCAACCCAUCCAGUCCUCCAGAUUAGAACAAGGUCAUAUUCAGUCACUAAGACAGAGUCCCAUUCCACAAAGACAGGUGGAAGCUACAGAAAAACUAAGUGCUUCAGAUGUUUUAGCCAAGAAGUCUUUAGACUCACAAGACCAUAUAAGGCAAUUCUCUGGAACUGAAACACAACAGACAGACUAUACAUUGGUCCCUACUGAGUUUCAUAUACUUUCAAGGGCAUUGUCAUCUGAUAGGGCACGAAUACAAAAUGCUAGAGAACUAUCUGAAACAUUUAGGCUAACAACUUUUCAAACUUUAGACUCCCAGCAAAUGUCACAGGACAAUGAAAACAUAUCUUCUAAGCUAACUGAAUCGUCUUCAUUUCUACCACUGGUACCUGAACAUUCUUUUACUCUUCUCCCUGUUAACGCUGAAUCUGGAAAAAUUCAGGAACCCUUACCAACCACCAGCAAAAGUGCAGUUUGCAUAAGCCAUUCUGUAGAUAGCCAAAUGCAUGAUCAGCCUUUGACAUCCUCAGAGACUAUCACAGCCCAUCAAGGUAAUUUGAAGGCUCUUCAAGAACAGUUAGAACUACAGAAGGAUAUUCUUCAGGCAAGACAAGAAACUCAAGAGCAAAUGCUUUUGCAUAAACAGAAGGAAUUGGAAGAGCAGAUUGGCUUCUCAGUAUUCCUCCCAUCAGUAGCACAUUCAUUUGCUUCACUGACUUCUGCCACAGCAAAAUCAGGAAGAACCCAGGAGUCUUCUGUAGCCAAGAAUGCUACAUCAACUUCCUCAAGCGAUCCUGUGAUCCCACAACUUCAGGAUAGGCUUUCAAGUGUUUCACAGCCUACGUUAUCGCAGCUAAAUAGCUUAAAAUUUCCCCCUGAACAGUUGAAUAUUCAUAAAGACAGCCUUCAGGCCAGGCGGGAGGCUCAGGAAGUCUUAUUUGUACAUAAGCAGUGUGAUUUGGAUGGAGGACUGUGUUCUGGACAGCCUGGACCCUCUUUUCAACCACACCAAGUAGCUCAGCAUACAUUUACUUCAUGUCCUUUUGCUGAUACAAAAUCUACAAUAAUCCAGGAACAGCCUUUAUCUAACAAUGAGGAAGGGUUUCUGUCAAGCCAUUCUGAAAUGCUAGUGUCUCAGAAUGGAGCUUGGAGUUUCCUCCCUCUACAUGAUAGUUCAAGGUUACUUCAAGAACAGCUGGCUACACAAAAGGAUAUUCCUCCCAUUAGAUGUGAUGCUCAAGUGGACGCACUUUUACAUAGACAAAAGGAUGUGAGGAACACUCAGCUUGGGCACAUAGGCUCUUCACCAGUACUCGUUCAACACAUAGACGCUUCACCAGUUUCUACUGAUGCUCAGCCUAGAUUUCAGAAACAUUACUUAUUGAAGAAGGAGAGCAUAAUUCCCUCUGAUGAUUUGACAAGCCCAAGAUUUCAAGAUACAUCUCUUAGCUUUCCACAACAGGGCGUGCCAAAGCAAGAACAUUUCACAACACUCCAGGAACAAUCACACAUACAGAGAGUAAUACUUGGAGCUAGAAAAGAAACUCAGAAAUUUGUAUACAAACAAACUGAACUGGAAAAAAGAAUUUCUUCUGAACAGAGUGGCACCUCUUUACCAGGAGCUGAAUCUGGAAGAUUCCAGGACUUGACAUCAAUCAAGAGUGAUGAUACAGGUCCCUUAAUUCAUUCUACAAUUCCAAGGUUUCAAGAAAGACUUUUGAGAUUUUCACAACAUGUACUACCUCAACCAGAUAAUUUACAGAAACACCAAGAAUAUAUGGACACACCAAAAGAGGUCUCGCAUUUUAGUCAAAAAAACCAAGAUAAUACACCUUCUGAACAAACUGGUUUUUCUUCCUUCACGCCUCAAUUAAAGCAGCUCUCAAUUACAUCAUUACGUUCUCCUGACUCUAGUAUAACCCAGGAGCCAAUUUCAAUAGCAAGUGAUAGUAAAAUAUCUUCAAGCCAUUUUCAGAUUCCCCAGUUACAGCACAAGCUUCUAAAGCUAUCACGUUGUAUCCAGCCUCAACAAGAUAAUUUGAAGGCACUUCAAGAAAAAUUAGCUACACAGAGGGAAGCCAUCAUUCAAGCUAGACAGGAAGCUAGGGAAGAAAUACUUUUACGGAACCAGCGAAAUUGGGAGGAAAGAGUAUCACCUGAGCAGGUUGGCAUCUCAUCCUCACUCCGAAUAGCCCAACACCCAUGUGCUUCAUUACCUCCUACUGGGCCUGAAAGAACCCAAGAACCCUGUCCUGCACACACAGAGAGUACAACCCCCUCCAGUCACACUGAGGUGCUGGUUUUGCCUGAUAGGCUGUUAGGUUUAUCACAUACUGUUUUGCAACAGCAAGAUAAUUUGAUUACACUUCAAGAGCACUUGCAUGUACAGACAGAUUCAAUUCCUUCUGAGAAAACUCAGAAAGAGUUAGUGUCCAGACAACGUGAGUCUGAGACAAAAGGAUCUUCUGAGCAUUUUAUCCAACCUCACCAUGGUGAUUUGAAGACAUUGCAACACCAGUUAGACAUACAAAGGAAAGCCAUUCGCUUUGGCCAAGAAGUUCAAGAAGAACUGCUUUUACAGAGAUUAAGUACAUUGGAGAAAAGAGUAUCCUCUGAGCAGAUUAGCUCAUUUGCAUCCCAGGUAGAGUUACCUAUUGCAAUCUCUGAAGGAACCCAAAAGUCUUUCCCAGCAGACAGCGGUAAUAUGGAAUUCUCCGCAUUGCCUUUGAGCUCUUCACAGCCUGUUCUGCCUCCUCAAGGUGAUUUGAAAGUGUGUCAUGAAGAGGACACCCAAGAAGAACUGCUGUUAAACAAAGAAAGUCAAUUUAGCAAAAUUGAAUCUGCUGAGCUUGCUCUUUCUUCUUCCUUUCUAUCUGAGGAGCUAGAGCAUUCAUUCAUUCCACUACCUUUUGCAGAAACUAAAUAUACAAGUACUUAUGAAUUGAAUUCAUCUAAAAAUGAACAUGAAGCUUCCUCAUGUGAUUCUGAGAUACCAGGAUUUCAAGAAAGACUUUUGAAUUAUUCACAGCCCAUCUUACUUCAGCAAAAUUAUAUGAGUGCUGAGAAGCAGUUCGAUCUACAGAGGGAAGUUGUGCAUUAUAACCAGAAAGCCUCUGAAGAAUUUCUUGAGCAUAGACAAACAUUGCAGAAACAUAGUGACCAUCAGGAAAGCAAGGCCAUGACUGAAAAUUACUUUAAAAUGCAGAAGAUGGAGCAGUUCAGAGAAUGGAUUCCUCAUAUCCAAGGCCUAGCAGGAGGUGAUCAGGAAAGCAUUAGUCAUGCUGCAGGUGAGCAUCUAGACAAAGAACUGUGUAAAAGAGCCUCUAAGCCGCCUGUGGCCAAAGUUAAAUGUGGACUGAACUUAAAUCAGCAUGAACUUAGUGCUAUACAAGAAAUAGAAUCACCAGUAAGUGGCAGAACUUCUAUACCAGAUAAGCUAGUUAUUUUUGAAGACAGAGACCCCAUGAGAGUCUCAAUAAGCCGAGAACAAAAUUUCCUUCAGAGCCCACCUGCUCAUGAUCCAUUUGUUUGUCAUCAGCCAUCUGCACAGGAGAAUAUCAGAAGUGAUGGCAUCACUGAUGAAGCAGUCAAGGUCAAGGAAUCUGACGUUGAAAAUUGUGCAGUAUUAAGCUAUGCUGUGGAAGAAGUGUGCACACAUGUGACUCCAGUUGUGCAGCCAGAUAAUAAGACUGAAGCACAAGAUCCUUCUCACGAGCCAUCCUCAAUAACUGUUUCUACUGGUAGCUUUUUAAGUUAUGAAAACACAGAUUUGAGCCUUACAGAUGCAGAGUCAUUUUCGGAGCCUAUGGACCAUCAGGAACAAGAAUCUACCAUUAAACAAGAGAAAACAGAUAUUUUAAGUUCUGUAGUUUCUUCAAUGCAAAUGAUUUAUCAGCAGCAACAGAACUCUUCAGAUGUUCCUAACUCUCUGUUGCCUGUAAUGGAAGAAUUUACUUCUGGUCACACAGAAUCUCAACAGAACACAGACAGUUGCAGAAAGGAAGUAAAUCUGAUACCUGAGAAAACAGACUUGUGGGUUGACCUUGACUUUCCAGAACUGGAGUUUGUUUUCCCAAAUUUGCAUCAUCAGCUCUUUCAACCCUUAAAGCCACAAGCAAAUUUUGAUUUAUCAUCAUCAUCAUCAUCUGGGAUUUCUCAAGACAACAGAGAGUUUUACCAGACCUUAGAUUCAUCUGAAAGAUACCAUGCUACUGUAACAUCCAGAAGUACAGUUUCUUUUACAGCACUGAGGCAGACCCACUUGAAUUCUUUUCUUAACACAAGACUAAACCAGCAACCUGACCCUAACUUGACUCAUAUUGCAACUCCUACUUUUGCUGCAGGAAACACUGAGGGAUCUGAAGAACCUUUUCAAAAGCUUCUGCCAGAAAUUUCUUCCCAGGAGGGGAGCCAGCAUGCCGAUCUUCCAACUAUUGUUAGCAUUGAAGCAAGAGAUUCUUCCCAAGGCAUGGAAAAUGAGAAAUCUCCCUGUGAACAGGCUGAAAUUCUACAGAAUAAGAAAAGUGUUCAUUUUCACCGUUGUGUAGGAGAUUCUAGUUCAGCCUGCAGUUCAUCUGAUUUUAGUGUGUUUGAUCAGUUGCGUGUACAGCACAGCACUCCAUGUGGCUCCACCUCCAGUGAGUGCUCAAUAAAACUAGAAAGUGAAGAGGGCAGGCUGGACUUCCAAGAAUUGUCCAAAAGACAGAUGGUCACAAUAUUACAAAGCCAAGAAUUGAAAGAUGAUAAAAGGACAACUUGUAGGUCACCUAUAAAUCCCCAUGUUGAAGACAGUGACUCACAGUUGCGUGUGAGAACAGUAGAGAUGGGAACUUCAGUGCAGACACCUGAAGAGUAUUUUGAAAAAUCAUGUAAGAUCGAAACUCCAGAAGCCCUAAGCCUAUCUCAACCAGCACUGUCAGAACCCCAUAGAAGUCUAAGAUCAUUUUCAUUCCAGAGCUCUAUUCCAGUGUGGGAGACAGAAUCUGGCCAUGGCAUCAUGGAAGAGCCAGAUCUUACUCUAGUAAGCAGCAGUGAUAUCAGUAUUGCUGAGACCGAUUUUGCAAACUUGACCAUAGAAGAAAGGAAUGAAUCAAACUCUGUUCAGGUGAAUGAAUUUCUGCCUUUUAUAUCAGCAACAGAAGCCUCAGAUUACACACCAACAGUUUCUACAGCUAUGCCUGAGACUUUACAAGCAGCAUUUAUGCAAGAAAAAGAAUCAUUUAUGGCAAGAUCCUACCAGAGGCAGAAAGAACUAUCAAGCAAAACGCAAAUCUCUGAAAAUUCUCUGAUUGGAACAGAUUCAGCAGGUCAUCACAAGGAUGUGAAUGAUGUCAGGGUAUGUCUUCCUGAAGACAGACAGAAUGAACAAGCCAUUAUGCCAAGAAGGGUUAAAAGGUUAUGCAAUCAACUAGCUGAAGUCAAACAACAAAAGGAAGAAAAAGCAAAACAGGAAGUAUAUGCCCAAAACAGAGCAAAGGCUAAAGAGUUUCAUAAGAAAACACUAGAGAAACUUCGAGCCAAAAAUACAUGCUGACACACAGUAUUUCUUUUGAAGUCAAUAAAUUUUUAUUUAAUCAUU
Perognathus longimembris pacificus (Pacific pocket mouse) is the source of this 7647-nucleotide messenger RNA. It is a transcript of the gene Cep295, whose product is annotated as centrosomal protein 295. The transcript is spliced from 30 exons. Gene Ontology annotation, biological process: regulation of centriole replication. The coding region runs from base 22 to 7602 and encodes 2526 amino acids. The record is from RefSeq and is a predicted model, not a curated record. NCBI's taxonomy places the organism in Eukaryota, Metazoa, Chordata, Mammalia, Rodentia, Heteromyidae. Gene Ontology annotation, cellular component: cytosol; centrosome; centriole.